Messenger RNA from Neoarius graeffei (lesser salmon catfish), 2639 nucleotides. RefSeq names its product USP6 N-terminal-like protein. Bases 150 to 2018 code for a protein of 622 amino acids. The record is from RefSeq and is a predicted model, not a curated record. Lineage: Eukaryota; Metazoa; Chordata; Actinopteri; Siluriformes; Ariidae. The transcript is spliced from 14 exons.
UGGAGCUGCGCUCGCGCUGAGAAUACACAGGACUCCUGUGUUGCCGGAAAGCUGCUCUGCGCAAAUGUCCGCGUUUAAAGAAUGAAAACAUCGGACUGUAGCUGCUGCACAGGAAGCGCAGGAGCGGAUCCUCCUUAAACGAUUUUGACAUGAAGAAGGAUAUAGAGGUGCUGAUAGCAGAGGAACGCGCACAGAUCAUCUGUAAAUAUGAUAAGGGCAGGGAGGAGGGUGUUGAGAUCGACCCUUGGGAAGAUGCAGACUACAGCAUUUACAAGGUCACGGAUCGCUUCGGCUUCCUGCAUGAGGAAGAGCUCCCCACUCCAACUCUUCUUGAAGAGAAGCAAAAGCAGCUAGAGGUUGAACGCGUACAGAAAUGGUUGAAGAUGGUCAGAAAAUGGGAGAAGUACAAAAACAGCGAGCGGAUGAUGAAGAGGGUGUACAAGGGGAUUCCACUACAGCUGCGAGGUCAAGUCUGGAGCCUACUGCUGGACGUGGAGAAAGUUAAGAAAGAGAAUGAAGGGAAAUACGAGAGAAUGAUAGAACAAGCCAAGGUCUACUCCACAGAAAUUAAACAGAUUGAUCUCGAUGUGAACAGGACGUUCCGAAACCAUAUCAUGUUCAUGGAUCGAUUUGGAAUAAAGCAACAGUCUCUGUUCCACGUGCUUACUGCAUACUCCGUAUACAACACGGAGGUGAGCUACUGCCAGGGUAUGAGUCAGAUAGCUGCCAUUCUGCUGAUGUACAUGAAUGAGGAAGAUGCAUUCUGGGCCAUGUCCCAACUGCUGACCAAUCAGAAACACGCCAUGCACGGCUUCUUUAUCCCUGGAUUUCCCAAACUGCAGAGAUUCCAGAACCACCACGAUCAGAUUCUGUCCAAACUCCUCCCAAAGCUGAAGAAGCAUCUGGACAAGGAGCAGAUGUUCAGCGGCAUUUACAGUACUAAAUGGUUCCUACAGUGUUUUAUUGACCGGACGCCUUUCACCCUGACCUUGCGCCUAUGGGACAUCUUUAUUCUGGAGGGGGAGAAGAUCCUCACAGCCAUGGCCUACACCAUCCUUAAACUGCACAAGAAGCGUUUGUUGAAGAUGUCACUGGAGGAGCUGAGAGAGUUCCUACAGGAGAAGAUUGGUGAAUCCUCCGAGCUUCGUGAUGAUCUAGUCAUCGAGCAGCUUCAGGUCUCCAUGACAGAGUUGCGCAAAAUGAAGCUGGACCUUCCUUCUCCAGCUAAGCCCGAUGAGCUGCCACGGAAACCACUCGGGGUGGAGCGGCCUGUCCUGUUGACCCCUGUGCGACCCCACAACCUAACCCUGGAUCAGGAAACACCAGACAAGAGCCAGCUAGCCAAACGACCUCCAGCUUCGCUCCAGAUCUCACUCCAGGAGUCGAUUGUUCCUGAUCAGGGCUUCCCAGAAGAUAAGUGGCCCUACCAGGAUAGGGAAAUCGACAGCGUAUCUCCAUUUCCCUCCCCUGACCCGGUACUAGUGCAUACUGAAAUUGUUUUUGGCCCAGAUGGAGUGAUAGAAGCUCCUGAAGAGCAGCCGCCACCCUAUGAGCCUCCAAAAAAUCCUGAACCAGAUGACUCUCCAGUUCCUUCCCAGCUUGCCAUGAAUGCUUGUGGAAGUUCAACAGAAUCAGCACAUGUAGACACACCUCAGGACAUUUCACAAGACACUUUGCAGGCUACAGUGGAGGAUGGUUUAUCGGUAACGCACUCAAGCAAGUGUCAGUUGACAUUAUCUACAGAUUCGGCACAAGAUUCCCAAUAUAAGAACCAACCAGAUACAGAAAUGGUGGAAAAAAGAGAAGAGGAAAAAAAAUUUGUAUCAGAGAAGUCUGUGGUGUUAACUCAGAACUCUGCUUUUAUUAAACUUCCCCACAUAGACUCUGCACAACAGUCAUCAUCUUCACACAGAGAGCUUUCAUUAUCCACAGCUGGAAGGAAACUGAUGACUGUUCACUCAGAGCCGCUGUUUGAACACCACGAUCUUCCCAAUCUGCCCAAAUCGGAGACUUUUUAAGCCAGCUAUUGAAUUUUUUUGACUUUUGUAAGUCGUAGAAUUUUAAGAAUCCUUCCUACUGUUGUCUUUUUUUCAGUAUCAUUCUUCCUAACAAAUGUUUCUCAAUUUCUCAAAGGGAUGCCAAAUUUUACCUCCAGAAUGAAGGACUACGUUACUGCACCACAUGGUCAAUAUACUGUAAUACAUUGUACUGUGUCUGAAUAGAGAUGCUUCCAAAAAUCACACAAUGUUCACUUUUCAUGGAUCAGGUAAUAAUUGGUUUACGAUAGCUUAUUAACUCUUAGCAAAAAAAAAAAGGUCUUAAUCUCAUCAGUUUAGGCUUUUGAGAUGCUACGCAAACUGUCCAGGAAAAAUCUUAAAUCUUUAAUAGAUCACUCAAGUGUUUCUUAAAACAAGAAAAGGAUUUAAAUAAAGUGAGCUGGCUCACUGUUAGACAUGAGCCACAAAUAUUAUCCUCAGAUUUGUAAUACUGUAUAUUUUUAUGUCUUUUUAAUUAAUUUAUGUGGUGGUUUUUUUGCCUUUUUUUCCUAGUUCCAACAAAACAAUUAGUGAACUAAAAAUUCUUGGCUGAAAACAGCCACAAAUCCACUGCACAGAAAUCUGAAACCAAAAGAAACUGAA